Atta colombica is the source of this 258-nucleotide messenger RNA. RefSeq names its product voltage-dependent calcium channel type A subunit alpha-1-like. The record is from RefSeq and is a predicted model, not a curated record. Lineage: Eukaryota; Metazoa; Arthropoda; Insecta; Hymenoptera; Formicidae. The transcript has a single exon. Bases 1 to 258 code for a protein of 85 amino acids.
AUGCUGGGUGGCGUGGGAGGUCGACACGUGUCUACGCGUCGGCGUGGCAGUAAUCCGUUGGUGCGUGGAAGUGUGGGCCUCAUCGGGUAUGGUGCCACAUCCGGGACCAGUGGUGGUCUCGGAAACACCGAUGGAAACGCAACGCAGUUGGAUGCGAUGCCCCGAUAUGCCGCUAGGAGACGGAGGGCUGUCACCACCAGCGAUCACAAGAGUUGUGCCCUUAUACAGACGCGACUCAAGCUUGGCGAUAUUAUGUGA